UCCCUCAUCCCCCAGCCGCCGCCCCUUCUGCCUCUCUUGCUUCGCUCGCUGCCGCCGCCCACCCCCCUGCCCUUCUCCUUCUCCGGCCUCCUUGCCUCCGUCGGACCUCGGAUCGUCGCUCGCUGGCGCCGACUCGGCCUAGGCCUCGCUCUCGCCGCCUCGCCAGUCGCCCCCUUGGCCCCUCGCCGGUCGCUGGCUCUCCCAUCGUUCUCUCGCUUGCUGGCUCUGUCGACUCUCUCGCUCGUUGAGAUCGAGAGAGAGAGAGCGCGCGCGAUUAGGGAAGGUGCUAUUUCGACGUGAUAGACAGAAUUUGUGUAGUAUAACGUCACGAAGGACACGAUGCACCGUGUUGAUGAAAUAUAACCAUUCAAGAUCGAGAAGCUUGGUGGCGUUGGAGUUUCUUGCUCAUUGAAUUGAGUUAGAGGACGGGCUUGAUUAGGUAAAAUGAAUAGAAGUAAAGCUUCAUAUAACUCCAGAACAAAAGAGAAGCACAGCUUUCAAAUCAAGGAAUCAAAACAUGCACUGUCUGAGGAACAGGCAGAAGAACGAGUGGAAGAGCCUGUUGUUGGGUGUGGCCCUCAUACUUCUCUUAAGAAUGAUAUUGAUGAUGAGCUUGAAGAAGAUCCAGAUGAGGAUCCUGAAGAGGAUCCAGAAACGGAACUUGAAGAAGACUCAGAAUUGGACCCUGAAGAAGAUCUAGACGAGGAAUCAAAUGUUGGAUCAGAUGAAGAAUUAACUGAGGAACCUUCAGCCUGCAUUUCUCCAGUACCGUUUUAUUGGGACCAUGAUGGGACAAAACAACCAGUUGAGGAUGCUUCAAAGGAGAUUGCAUCUGAAUUUUCUUCUCAAAGGGACGCUGUUGGAACUGAUAACAAAUCAGGAUCUUACCAUGAUAGUUCAAAAGAAAAGAAGAGACCAUUGGAUGCAACAGUAUGCAAUUCAGAUACGAUUCAAGUUCACCAGUUGCAGAAGAAGUUCAGACAGGAAGAACUGUUUAAAGAAGAAUCAGAUGGUGGGUCUUCGGUUUCAGAUCCCCAUGGUAAAGCUGUUGUUUCUACAAUUUUAGAAGAUGAAACUGCUGAUAAGCAACUGGAGCAUGCUGGAAGUUCUGGAAAACGGAGUCGCAGUAGAUGGGAUCAGCAGCCUGAACAGGUUGAGGAAAGUGGUGCUGCUAGACAGACUGGUAAAAGAAGGAAAACCAGGUGGGUUAGCGAUCUGUCACAGUUAAAAAUGCUUGGCCCUAUCCAACUUCCUGACUUUUUCAAAAGAUCUCUUGAAUCUGGGUUGGAUCACCAGAUUCAGAAGUUGAUGGAGAGACUCCACCAAAUAAACAGCAAGCUACGUAGUUCAGAGCUGCAUGAUGAGAGACCCGAGGAAGAAAGAUCUCCCUCUCCCCAGCCAGAGUACAAUAAUCUUGGUAUAAGAAUAAAUACACGAGAGGUGAGGCUCCGGAACAAACUAGUCAAAGAACGCCAAAUUAUCAUUUCUAAGUUGAUUAAGAAGAAUUCAACUUUCAAUACUCCUCCUGGUUACAAGCCAGAAAAGCUCUUUAAAAAAUUGUAUGUACCAGUGAAGGAAUAUCCUGAGUACAACUUUAUUGGUUAUAUAAUUGGUCCAAGGGGAAACACGCUAAAGAGAAUGGAGAAGAAAACUGGUGCUAAGAUUCUACUGCGGGGUAGAGGCUCCCAGAGAAAAUCAGUGAGACCAGAAGACGAUGAAGACUUGCAUGUCUAUAUAGAGGCACUUAACCAGAAGUCUUUGGAUGCAGCUGUAGGAAUGGUUGAGAAAAUGCUAAUUCCGGUAGAUGGAAUGAGUGAUCGCAAACGAGCCCAACUGCAGGAGCUUGCAAAACUAAAUGGAACAUACAAAGGUGAGAACUACUGCAACGUGUGCAAGGAGGAAGGGCACAAACAGUAUGUCUGCCCUCAGCAGCCGCAGUCAACCUUUAAAAUGAUGACUGCUUGUUCAACUUGUGGAAGCUUUUGCCAUCCAGCCUUUGGUUGUCCCUUGAUGGCUUCACCGCAGGAUGCUAACGUUUUGUGUCAUUCUUCUGAGCUUGGGGCUGGUUCAAUUCCAAAGGCAAGAAGCAAACUCAACAAAGAAAGCCAUGAUGCGAGCCUUUACGUUGGUUAUCUUCCUCAGGAUUUUGAUGAUGGUAGGUUGAGAGAGCUCUUUUGUCCAUUUGGCAAGAUCAUUGACGUGAAAGUGAUUAAAGAUUUCAGCAGUGGUCUCAGUAAAGGUUAUGGGUUUGUUAAUUUUGAAAGUCCCACUGAUGCUGCCAUGGCAGUGACCCAUAUGAAUGGGCGCAAAAUGGAGGGGAAAAUACUAGCAGUAAGGGUGGCUGGCCGUCCACCACCACCACAAACAGGAUUGCCUGCAUUAAGCCACUUUCCAGUGCAUCCUGGGCCGCCAGUUUUUUCUACCUGUCUCACCAACCAGACGGCUUGGCCUGGCCCAUUUGGAUCAGCCCAGCCUGAGCCACAAGGCUCCUUUCCCAGAAUAAGUGAGGGCUUCAGCAUGCCUUCCUCCAUCCCAUUCGGACAUGACAAUCACCUUCUUGAAGGUCAAGCCAUUGGUAUCCCCCCACUUGUCUCGUGCCACGCGAGUUUGAAACCUCCAACUGCAAGCAACUCAGCAUCCUCUCACGGAGCUUCCAGCUCGACCACCUCUGCAUCCCAUUGCUUGCCAUCACAAUUUCCUGGUGAUCCUGACUACCCUGGGUCCCAAUUCCUACCAUAUUUUGCCACACCAACUCGGAGGCCAUCUCCACAGUUCCAUAUCAGUCAGACAUCUGAAUUCCCGCAAACCAUUUUUGAUCAAAACAGACGAGGCUCAACCUUUUACCUUCCUAGAUGAGAAAUGAAGCUGGGAUGCAUGAGUUUCUUGGAGAAGAAUGCCCGUGUGGCACUUGGAGAAAAUGUGCAUGAACAUUGUUGAUUCUAUACGGUGAGUUUAGACCAUCAUCUUCUUUUCUUUUUUUUUUUCUUUUUUUUGUUUCAAUGGGGAUAUGCACUCGCUGGAGAUUGUUUGUAUGGUUGUUUGUUUCAUCCAGUUAUGGCCGUCGAUGUUAAAACUCUGUAGAUUUGAUAGAUGUAAUGUACAUCUUCUGCCGAAGAUGUUUAAUAACCAAGUAUGAAAUUUCUCCUUUUGUUUAGGCUUCAGUAACAGGAAAGUGGGGUUUUCAACAAUCAUCCCACCAUAACAGGAAAAUAAACACAUGAUGGCCUUAUGCCAUAAAAGUUUCCAUUCAUUUGUCACUUAAGGUCUUCUCUGAUGCUAGCUAAGAACAAUCUCAACUCUCUUGACUUCUUGGCAUGAUCAGCAGACCCUUCAGUUUCGAUUCACUCGAGUCAAUGACAUCGAUACAACAUUCAAGACCAGACUGUCACCAUUUUUGACACCAAGAGGCAAUGCUGCGGUGGGGAAGGGCUCAAGAGAUCGAUGACCUCAGUUGCGGAGCACUUGAAACUGUGGAGCAGCUACCGGAGGCAAUGUUCUGCUUUAUUUGGCGUCCUGAGUCUGCAGGGCACAACAGGCUUUGAUUUAACAGAUCAACUUUUGCUACAUCUUUGUUCCUUAAUAUUGCUUCCAUGCACA
Messenger RNA from Diospyros lotus (date-plum), 3597 nucleotides. RefSeq names its product splicing factor-like protein 1. The record is from RefSeq and is a predicted model, not a curated record. Bases 445 to 2856 code for a protein of 803 amino acids. The transcript has 4 exons. Gene Ontology annotation, biological process: regulation of mRNA splicing, via spliceosome. Gene Ontology annotation, molecular function: mRNA binding. Gene Ontology annotation, cellular component: nucleus. NCBI's taxonomy places the organism in Eukaryota, Viridiplantae, Streptophyta, Magnoliopsida, Ericales, Ebenaceae.